CGAGUGAAAUCUGGAAAAACUUUUGAAGAGGAAAAUAAGGCAGAGAAUAAUAAAGAAAAAGAAAAAAGAAAAAAAAAAAGGGAAAGAAAGAAAGAAGCAAAUUGCUGUGUGUGUAUAUGUGUAAGUGUAUCUGCAUGACACCAAAUCAGUGAAGAAACUCAGUAAUAUUACUAGUUCAAUUUUCUCAUUUAAAACAAGCCAAACUGAGGUGGAAAAUCAUAUCAAAUAGUGCCCAUGGAGGGAAUUCUGGCUGAGUUGUAAGGUUGAAGCAGAAGAUCGAUAUAUAUAUAUACAUAUAUAUAUAUAGGACUUGCUAUAAGAGAUGGCGGCAUCAUCUUCCUCAGCAUCGCUCUUUGGAUAUAGAGAAGAGGAUCAGAACCAGAUGAACCAACAACAGCAUUCCAUGACACCAUCAUCGUCAACAAUUCCAGCUGCACCACCCCAGAAGAAAAAGAGAAACCAACCUGGAACACCAAAUCCAGAUGCGGAGGUGAUAGCACUAUCUCCCAAGACCCUAAUGGCAACAAACAGGUUUAUAUGUGAGGUGUGCAACAAAGGGUUCCAAAGGGAGCAAAACCUACAGCUUCACAGAAGAGGACACAACCUGCCUUGGAAGCUUAAGCAGAAGACUACAAAAGAGCCAAGGAGAAAGGUUUAUCUGUGUCCUGAGCCCACAUGCGUCCACCAUGACCCUUCAAGGGCUCUGGGUGACCUCACUGGGAUUAAGAAGCACUAUUCUCGCAAGCAUGGUGAGAAGAAGUGGAAGUGUGAGAAAUGCUCAAAGAAGUAUGCAGUUCAAUCAGAUUGGAAAGCCCAUUCUAAGACUUGUGGCACCAGGGAAUACAGAUGUGACUGUGGCACUCUCUUCUCCAGACGAGACAGCUUCAUCACCCACAGGGCCUUCUGUGAUGCAUUGGCUCAAGAGAGUGUGAGACAACCUCCUAACCUUAGCGGUGCAAUUGGGAGCCACCUAUAUGGAAGUAGCAACAUGGCUUUAGCCUUAUCUCAGGUGGGUCCACAGAUUUCCAACAUGCAAGACCAAAAUAACCAAUCUCCAACUGAACUAUUGCGUCUUGGCGGUGGUGGUGCCGGUCGAACCGGACAAUUCGACCACAUUCUCCCACAAUCACUCGGUUCAUCACCCUUUAGACCUUCACAACAACAAACCGUUCAUUCUCCAGCUUCAUUCUUCAUGUCUGAAUCAAACCAAAACUACCACAACAAUUCUCCACAACAACAACAACAAGGGUUGUUGCAGAACAAGCCAUUCCAGGGACUAAUGCAAUUGUCUCAUCAUGAAGUACUUAACAAUCAUAAUCAUGGUGCCAACCACUUCAACAUUCCCUUCCUUUCAAGUAAUAGCACUAACAGCAGCAACAACUCCUUCUCUGAACACUUCAACACUACUACUACUGGAACAGGAGGCAAUAAUGAAGGGACAAAUUUCUUCACUACUAUGAUAGGUGGUGGUGGUGGUCACCAAACAACAACAACUUCAAGUGCUCCUUCUCUCUUCAGCGGUACUUCUCUUCAAAGCAACAGUGCAAUAUCUCACAUGUCAGCAACUGCACUGCUUCAGAAAGCUGCUCAAAUGGGUGCAACUUCAAGCAACAGCACUGCCUCACUUCUUAAAAGCUUUGGAAGCACUUCUUCUAGCAGCGGAUCCAAAUCUGAUCACAGGCCGUUGGUUGCUGCAAACUAUGGAAACAUUUUCGGAGGAAACGAACAGAGCAAUCUACAAGACUUGAUGAACUCAUUUGCUGCUAGUGGGAACUCUUCUAUAUUCGAAACUGGGUCUUCUGGAGGACUUACUGGGUUUGAAGCAUAUGAUCAUAACAACAACACAAAUAGGGACCCUAAUAAACUUCAGUCAAUGAACAUCGGAGGCUCUGAUAGGCUCACCCGUGAUUUUCUAGGUGUUGGUCAGAUAGUAAGAAGCAUGAGUGGUAGUGGUGGGGUUUCACAAAGAGAACAGCAACAGCAACAUGGUUUCAGCUUGAGCACUUUGGAGGCCGAAAGAAAUGCUACGGCGCCGUCAGGGCAAUCUUUUAGAGGAGGAGGGAAUUUUCAGUGAGAAAAUCAUCAUCACAUGAAAAGAAAGUACAAAAGGGAUUUCAGCUUGUUCAAUUGAAACUUGACUAUCUAGCUCAUCGAUCUAAUUAAGGUUUUCUGAUAGCAGCAUUAGGGAAGCAUGUGGGAGUUUCUGGAUUUUAUUAAUGGCGCAAGCAAUUUAGGCUUCUUCAACUCAGUUAUAUCUUUAUGCUUUUUUAUCAACCCCCUCCCCCCCCCUUUCUACAACUUUAUUCGGAUUAUAAACAAACUAGCUCCAAGAUUUUCGUUGGUUUAACUUAAUAGGUUUUGUUAUUGGACAAUGCAUUAGUUAUAUUUUAAUUCGAUUACCAGU
Gastrolobium bilobum is the source of this 2404-nucleotide messenger RNA. RefSeq names its product protein indeterminate-domain 5, chloroplastic-like. Gene Ontology annotation, molecular function: DNA-binding transcription factor activity. The coding region runs from base 323 to 2074 and encodes 583 amino acids. The transcript is spliced from 5 exons. The record is from RefSeq and is a predicted model, not a curated record. Gene Ontology annotation, cellular component: nucleus. Lineage: Eukaryota; Viridiplantae; Streptophyta; Magnoliopsida; Fabales; Fabaceae.